This is a messenger RNA of Seminavis robusta, 1452 nucleotides long. The record is from the annotation of a GenBank genome assembly. NCBI's taxonomy places the organism in Eukaryota, Bacillariophyta, Bacillariophyceae, Naviculales, Naviculaceae.
AUGUCAGACAGCGACAGCGACAACCACAGCGAGGCAAACGACCAAUCCUUACAAGUGGACUCAGUCACUGUAACAGCUGAGCGCUUGUUUGGGAAAGAUUGUUAUGCUGAACACUUACGAUCACUGCGGCCAGGUUACUUCAAAUUGAAAGCGUACCGUGAUUCUGGCUGCAUGCUGUCUCUUGCUCUGGCAGGCGAUAGAAGUGCUUUCCAUACCGACGAAACGAUCAUCAACGACUUUCUCUGCAAACUAACUCUAAAGGCGGACAAAACAACCCUCUUUGCCAAUCUACGGGAAGAAACCCCAGGAGAGACACGUCGCCUUGAGCACAAUGUCAUCAAGUGGCUCCUAACGAAUGAGGGUUUCAUUCGCGGUGGGUCGCACUGCAAUUCCAACGGCGACACCGCGUUUCACGCAGCGAUAGGCGCAGGAGUCCCUGAUGACAUGGUUUCGAAGUUCGAGUUCUUCAGUGAAAACCAUGGUGGCCACUUCGGUGGUAAAUUUGUGGCCUUUCUGGCUCUUUCACAGUUACUACAAGACAAGCCGUAUGCGCAGGCCGCCAUCAACAUUCCAAACUCUGAAGGAUUGACUCCAUUGGGAUUUGCGAUCAAGCGGCAUACCACGAGGAUAAAUGGCCUUAAGUUCAUCUCCUUCAGUGAUGGGGUGGAGAAUCCCAUCGACAUUAGCAUAUCAGAUUUCCAAAGUGACUACUCGAAGGCAAUUGGGGUGGUAUUAAAAAGUCCGCAUUUGAGGCUGAACCACAUGUUUGACGUCCCCAUGGAUCCAGGACGAGCUUCAAAGCAGGCCCGUCUUGACGACAGGCUCCUUGUCAAAGCCGCAUUGCACCCCGAGAUUUUAGUCCUGUCCUAUCCCUCCCAUCUCGAAACCAUCUUGAGCGGUGACUUUGGUGGUGUUUCCGAGGAACAGAAGGCAACCACACUUGUUGUUUGCAUUGACGAGGAAUGGUUUUAUGGCUCCCUUGGCCAGUCUCGCGGUACACGUUCCUGCAAAUGGUAUUUCAACCCGGCAUUAGCGUCAAAAUUUGGAGGAGGCAUACUCCGCAAAUUCUUCCGCAGGAACGCUGCUGCAUGCUUGUUGGAGAUUAGAACUCUUCGAACGAAGCUGGUACAGAAGGCAAGAGAUCUACCACGAAAGACAGAAAGCAUGGCUGAUCUGAAGGGUGAAAGUAACAAUGAGAAACGGCGACAAUUCAUUCUUGAUGAAGGAAGGCGAAUCAAUGAGAUUUUGAUGGUGCUCAACUCUGAAAUGCCGGACUUUUUCUUGGGCGGGAUCUACAGGUGCCUGGCACGCAAGCAUCAGAUCAGCCAAGACAAUUGGAAUAAGAUUCUGGAGUUUUCUGGGUGGAAUCAAGAGCUCAUUGAUAUUGAAAAUGUUCCGGGAAUUCCUUUGCCAGCUGAUGACUCUGAUUCAGAUACGGAUGAGCAUGACUAG